UGUGUCUACACCGAAGGAAGCAAUCUACCUUAUCCUUAGACUGGACACGUGUUCUCAGAACCCCAGCCAAAUCUGAACCACCGUUUUCCUUUUUAUGAGACCACGACAAGUCUUACAAAAGCAGCAGCAGCAGUUUUUGGCCCCAGACGUCGCCGUUUAUCCUAUCUACGGACCUUGAUCACUAUCAUAGUCACAGAAUAGAGCAGUAGCUUAGCUUGAUCUUUAGUCCCCUCCCCCAACGGAGUCUGCUCCAAGGAGAAGCACAAAGAGAGCGAGAUGGUGCGUUUUGGCGGGAAAAUGGCGGGUCAGCUAGUGAGUUUGGGUGGGAACGGUGCCGGCCAGUUUCUGGCUGCUGCCGCAGUCGCUCUCCUCCUCCGACUGUUUUCCGGUCCCGGCCCCGCUCUGAUGCCGGACGACGAGUCUCCUGACGACGAAAAAAACGACGCAGCCGACGACGAUAGUCCAGAUGUCGGGAAAGUUUUCCCGGUUACUAUCCGGUGGAGCAACAUCACAUGCUCGCUCUCUGAUAAAUCCUCCAAAUCAGUGAGAUUUCUGCUUAAUAAUGUGAGUGGAGAAGCAAAGCCUGGAAGAUUGCUUGCAAUAAUGGGACCAUCAGGUUCAGGAAAGACAACAUUGCUCAAUGUUUUGGCAGGACAGCUAAUGGCAUCACCGCGACUGCAUUUGUCAGGUCUUUUGGAAGUCAAUGGGAGGCCUAGUUCAAAUAGAGCUUACAAGCUUGCUUAUGUGAGACAGGAAGAUCUUUUUUUCUCGCAGCUUACGGUGCGGGAAACACUGUCUCUUGCUGCUGAACUUCAACUUCCAGAGAUAGCUUCGGUAGAAGAGAGAGAUGAAUACGUGAAUAAUUUGUUGUUCAAGCUCGGUUUGGCCAGCUGUGCUGAUACCAAUGUUGGUGAUGCAAAAGUUCGUGGGAUAAGUGGCGGUGAAAAGAAACGUUUGUCACUAGCAUGCGAACUCAUUGCUAGCCCAUCUGUAAUAUUUUCUGAUGAACCUACAACAGGGCUUGAUGCUUUUCAGGCAGAGAAAGUAAUGGAAACUCUCCGACAACUGGCGCAGGAUGGACAUACUGUAAUUUGUUCCAUACACCAGCCUAGAGGCUCAGUGUAUGGUAAAUUUGAUGACAUUGUGUUACUAGCAGAGGGUGCACUUGUCUAUGCUGGCUCAGCACAUGAUGUGCCACUGACAUAUUUCUCAAAAUUCGGGUAUCGUUGCCCAGACCAUGUCAAUCCUGCUGAAUUUUUGGCUGAUCUCAUAUCCAUUGACUACAGUUCUGCAGAAAGUGUCUACUCUUCACGGAAAAGGAUAGAUGGUCUAGUUGAAUCUUUUUCACAACAAUCAUCAACAAUUCUUUAUGCAACUCCACUUACCAGAAAGGAGGACUCCAAGAAAUUGAGCAGGAAAACUGGUGUAAAGGGGAAAGGCAAAGGGUCUUGGUGGAGGGAAUUCUGGUUGCUCCUUAGACGUGCAUGGAUGCAGGCUUCUCGUGAUGGGCCAACAAACAAAGUUCGGGCAACAAUGUCAAUUGCAUCAGCUAUAAUAUUUGGAUCAGUUUUUUGGAGAAUGGGAAAAUCUCAAACAUCAAUACAAGAUAGGAUGGGAUUGCUUCAGGUUGCAGCAAUAAACACGGCAAUGGCUGCUCUCACAAAAACAGUGGGUGUGUUUCCAAAAGAACGUGCAAUUGUAGAUAGAGAGCGUGCUAAGGGCUCUUAUGCAUUAGGACCCUAUCUACUUUCCAAAUUGAUAGCUGAGAUUCCUGUUGGAGCAGCAUUUCCAUUAGUGUUUGGUGCUGUACUGUAUCCCAUGUCUCGUCUUCACCCUACCUUUUCAAGGUUUGGAAAAUUCUGUGGAAUUGUGACAGCAGAGUCAUUUGCUGCAUCUGCAAUGGGUCUAACUGUGGGAGCUAUGGUUCCAACCACUGAAGCAGCAAUGGCUGUCGGACCCUCUCUUAUGACUGUUUUUAUAGUAUUCGGAGGUUAUUAUGUCAAUGCAGAUAAUACACCAAUCAUCUUUCGAUGGAUUCCUAAUGUUUCCCUGAUAAGAUGGGCCUUUCAAGGACUUUGCAUCAAUGAAUUUAGAGGUCUUCAGUUUGAUCAUCAAAGUUCAAUUGAUGUAGAAACUGGUGAACAGGCACUUGAGCGGCUCUCGUUCGGUGGAAGACAUAUUAAGGAUACUGUGGUAGCUCAAAGUAGAAUUUUGUUGUUUUUGUAUUGCACCACGUACCUUCUCCUUGAGAAAAACAAGCCCAGUUACCAAAGGCUUGAGCCACCGUGUCGUGAACAAAUCCAGUCACAGGUACAACUUGAGCCUUUGGACCCUGACGAGGUAAAACAACUCCAGCAACUGGAUCCUCCUCCACCCAAAAAAGAUGAAUCAAACCAGCAGCUUGAAUCACCACCUGUUGAAAUCCGACCAUUUAUCUUAGAAGGUAUCAAGUAAAGAAGAUGCCAGUGCAAUAAGGAGGGUCCCAUGCCUUCACUGAGCUAACAAGCUGCUUCCGUAGAACCUGACAACAAUUAAGUCCAUGUCUGAAACUGAAACAGCUAAAAUCUCACGUGCAAUGUCACUAGUAAAUGUAAUGGUUUUAUUUCAAUGGCAUCCAAAGAGGCCUUCUUCUUCCUCCUCCUCCUCCCUUUCAAUGACCGGUGGUGGAAAAUGAGCGUCCGGCAUUUGCUUUGAUCGGUGCAUAUGCUGAUGACUAAAACCUUAGGAGAUCAAGACUGUCUUGUAAAUUUGAAUGUUGCUGUGGUAAUUAAUUGGAAAAACCUAGUAGUAGAUCGUGCAAAA
Molecule: messenger RNA, 2802 nt
Organism: Populus trichocarpa (black cottonwood)
Lineage: Eukaryota; Viridiplantae; Streptophyta; Magnoliopsida; Malpighiales; Salicaceae
Product: ABC transporter G family member 7
Exons: 12
Coding region: 277-2454 (725 amino acids)
Cellular component (GO): membrane
Molecular function (GO): ABC-type transporter activity; ATP binding; ATP hydrolysis activity
Source: RefSeq, a predicted model, not a curated record